Messenger RNA from Yamadazyma tenuis ATCC 10573, 1377 nucleotides. RefSeq names its product ketol-acid reductoisomerase (gene ILV5). Gene Ontology annotation, molecular function: ketol-acid reductoisomerase activity. The record is from RefSeq and is a predicted model, not a curated record. Gene Ontology annotation, cellular component: mitochondrion. Lineage: Eukaryota; Fungi; Ascomycota; Pichiomycetes; Serinales; Debaryomycetaceae. Gene Ontology annotation, biological process: L-valine biosynthetic process.
AAUCACACUUGAUAAUUUAUAAUGUCCUUCAGACAAUCUAUUCGUGCUGCUAAACAGGCCUCUAGAGCCGCCAGAGGUUUCUCCACCAGAUCCUUAACCUCCAUUGCCAGACAACAACCAAUCAUGGCUUCUGCCCAAACUGUUUCUUACACUGCCACCAGAGGUAUCAAAACCAUCAACUUUGCUGGUACCGAAGAAAUCGUCCACGAAAGAGCCGACUGGCCAAGAGAAAAGUUGUUGGAAUACUUCAAGAACGACACCUUGGCUUUAAUCGGAUACGGUUCCCAAGGUUACGGUCAAGGUUUGAACUUGAGAGACAACGGUUUGAACGUCAUCAUUGGUGUCAGAAAAGACGGUGCUUCUUGGAAGGCUGCUAUCGAAGAUGGUUGGGUUCCAGGUGAAAACUUGUUUGACGUCAAAGAAGCCAUUCAAAAGGGUACUUACGUCAUGAACUUGUUAUCCGAUGCUGCUCAGUCCGAAACCUGGUCUACCAUCAAGCCAUUGUUGACCAAGGGUAAGACCUUAUACUUCUCCCACGGAUUUUCCCCAGUGUUCAAGUCCUUAACCAACGUUGAGCCACCAACUGACAUUGACGUUAUCUUGGCUGCUCCAAAGGGUUCCGGUAGAACCGUCAGAUCUCUUUUCAAGGAAGGUAGAGGUAUCAACUCUUCUUACGCCGUGUGGAACGAUGUUACCGGUAAGGCUGAAGAAAAGGCUAUUGCUUUGGCUGUGGCCAUUGGUUCUGGUUACGUUUACCAAACCACUUUUGAAAGAGAAGUCAACUCUGACUUGUACGGUGAAAGAGGAUGUUUGAUGGGAGGUAUCCACGGUAUGUUCUUGGCUCAAUACGAAGUUUUGAGAGAAAACGGCCACACUCCCUCUGAAGCCUUCAACGAAACUGUCGAAGAAGCCACCCAAUCUUUAUACCCAUUGGUUGGUAAGUACGGUAUGGACUACAUGUACGAUGCCUGCUCCACCACUGCUAGAAGAGGUGCUUUGGACUGGUAUCCAAGAUUCAAGGAUGCCUUGAAGCCAGUUUUCACCGAAUUGUACGAGUCUGUCAAGAACGGAAGCGAAACCCAAAGAUCUUUGGACUUCAACUCCCAACCUGACUACCGUGAAAGAUUGGAAGAAGAAUUGGAAGUUAUCAGAAACAUGGAGAUCUGGAGAGUUGGUAAGGAAGUCAGAAAGUUGCGUCCUGAAAACCAAUAAUUGUGUUGAAGCUUUAUUUUAUUUGUCAUGUUAAUUCACUCUGGUCAAAUUGAAUGACUUUGAAUUUUCACUUCUUUUUAUUUAUGGGAAACGAUUCUUUACGAAAACCAAAAAAACUAUAAACUUAUGUAUGGUGCUAUGUUUGUUGAAUAAACAAGUGCGAUU